Phodopus roborovskii (desert hamster) is the source of this 1506-nucleotide messenger RNA. RefSeq names its product steroid 21-hydroxylase. The transcript is spliced from 10 exons. NCBI's taxonomy places the organism in Eukaryota, Metazoa, Chordata, Mammalia, Rodentia, Cricetidae. The record is from RefSeq and is a predicted model, not a curated record. The coding region runs from base 34 to 1506 and encodes 490 amino acids. Gene Ontology annotation, biological process: hormone biosynthetic process; progesterone metabolic process. Gene Ontology annotation, molecular function: iron ion binding; steroid 17-alpha-monooxygenase activity; heme binding.
GCCGUGUCGGGGCUGCUGCACAAGUGUCCCACCAUGGUGCUACCUGGGCUGUGGCUGCUGCUGCUGCUGCUCGUAGGCAUCCGCUGGCUGUGGGGCUGGUGGAAACUCUGGAAUCUCCACCUCCCACCUCUUGUCCCGGGAUUCCUGCACUUUCUACAGCCUAACCUCCCUGUCUACCUGCUUGGCCUCACUCGGAAAUUUGGACCAAUCUACAGGAUCCGCAUGGGGCUGCAAGCUGUGGUGGUGCUGAAUUCAAAUAGGACCAUUAAGGAGGCCCUGAUCAAAAAAUGGGUGGACUUUGCUGGCCGACCCCCGAUACCAUAUGAAAAGCUAGACUUGGACCUGUCACUAGGGGACUACUCUUCAACAUGGAGGACCCACAAGAAGCUCUCUCGUUCGGCACUGAUGCUGGGCAUGCGAGGCUCUAUGGAGCCCCUGGUAGAGCAGCUGACCCAGGAAUUCUGCGAGCGUAUGAGAGCCCAGGCUGGCACACCCGUGGACAUCCAUAAGGAGUUCUCCUUUCUCACGUGCAGUAUCAUCUGCUGCCUCACUUUUGGAGUCAAGGAUGACACUUUGGUACACACCAUUCAUAACUGUGUCCAGGACUUGAUGCAAGCCUGGAACCACUGGUCCGUCCAAAUCUUGGAUAUAAUUCCUUUUCUCAGGUUCCUCCCCAAUCCAGGCCUCCGGAAGCUGAAGCGGUUCCAAGAGAACAGAGAUCAUAUUGUAAAGCAGCAGCUGAAGCAGCACAAGGACAAUCUGGUUGCAGGCCAGUGGAACGACAUGAUUGACUACAUGCUUCAAGGAAUGGAACAGCUAAGAGAGGACAAAGGUGCAGGACAGAUCCACGAAGGGCACGUGCACAUGUCUGUGGUGGACCUAUUCAUCGGUGGCACCGAGACCACAGCCACCACGCUCUCCUGGGCUGUGGCGUUCCUGCUUCAUCACCCUGAGAUCCAGAAGCGACUGCAGGAAGAAUUAGACCUCAAGCUGGACCCCUGUGACCCCAGCUCCCAGAUCCUGUACAAGAACCGAAUGCAGCUGCCUCUACUCAUGGCCACUAUUGCUGAGGUGCUGCGCCUGCGGCCCGCCGUGCCCCUGGCCUUACCCCAUCGCACCACUCGGGCUAGCAGCAUCUUUGGCUAUGACAUCCCCAAGGACACAGUCAUCAUCCCCAACAUCCAAAGUGCCAACAUGGAUGAGAUGGUCUGGAAACUGCCUAGCCAGUUCUGGCCUGAUCGCUUCCUGGAACCUGGCAAGAGUCCCAGGACACUAUCCUUUGGCUGUGGGGCACGCGUGUGCUUGGGAGAGCCUCUGGCACAACUGGAACUCUUUGUGAUACUGGCUCACCUGCUGCAGGCCUUCACACUGCUGCCACCACCAGAUGGCACCCUGCCCUCCCUGAAGCCCCAGAAUUAUGCUGGUGUCAAUCUGCUGAUUCAUCCCUUCCAGGUUCGGCUGCAGCCCAGGAACCUGGUACCACAAGACCAGGGCCAGAACCCUUGA